Messenger RNA from Stegastes partitus (bicolor damselfish), 1321 nucleotides. It is a transcript of the gene fam133b, whose product is annotated as family with sequence similarity 133 member B. The record is from RefSeq and is a predicted model, not a curated record. NCBI's taxonomy places the organism in Eukaryota, Metazoa, Chordata, Actinopteri, Pomacentridae. The transcript is spliced from 6 exons. Bases 307 to 669 code for a protein of 120 amino acids.
AAAAAGAAGAAAGAGAAGAAGAAAUCUAGCAGGGUGAGGAGAGACCUCCAGUAUUUUCACGGCCUCCUGUGCGGCACUACUGCCUCCGAUGCACUCAUACACUCGUGUUUGCUCUCUGAGCCGCUUUCUCAUUGCGUUCUGUGAUUGUAAAGUUUUAAUUAUAAACAAGCGAAUCAGCUCAAGUCUAAUGAACCCUGCUUCCAUUGUGUUUUGGUCAAGCAUUCUUCAUCUUCCUCCUCCUCAUCGAGUUCUGAUUCCUCCAGCAGCUCCUCCUCAGAGUCUGAAGAUGAGGAUGAAAAGAAGAGCAUGAAAAAGAAGCGAAAGAGAAAGAAGACGUCGGCCAGGAGACCGUCGGAGAGCUCAGAGGAAGAAUCCGAUGCGGAAAGCAAGAAAAGGAAAAGAUUCAAGGAAGAAGGGGACAAAGAUAAGGAUGAGAAGGCCCGCAGAAAAAAAAGGAAGGCUGAAAGAGGUCAUAAAGAUUCAUCUUCCGAGUGGUCUGCAGACUCGGAUGGGGAAGAGAUGACUGAAGCCAAGAAGAAAAGGAGAAGUAGUGAGGAAAAGGAGAAAUUCACUGACAAAUCCAAGAAGAAAAGGAAAAAGAAGCACAAGAAACACGGCAGAAAAAAGAAAAAGAAGACAGCAUCUCAGUCGGACUCAGAGCUCGACUAAGAACCUUCACGGUUCUCUCACCCUCCUGACAGAUCACUAGUAGUGUCAUUUCUGCCUUUGACUACCAAAAACUUCUCCCAUCCAGCUUCGGUCAUCACACUUGAACAAGGAGACCUACAGACUUGCUGGACUGCUGCGUGUGAAGUGUAAAUGAGGGAGGCACCGUCCCUCAUAAGUGGCUACUACCGGUACAUAUCUUUAUGUUGAUAAUUUUUUUUUAUCAUCAUGCUUUUUGUAGAUUUCUUUAAGUUACACUCAGCGACAGGACUGAAGUGAUUUCCACAUUUUCCCACCCUUUUUUUUCUUUUCUUUUUUUUUUUUUCCAUCUCGGAGAUUUCUCAGCACCUGGCACUCGCCACCACCUUCAGUAUGCUGGUCCUCUAGGAGUUGCUUUCUCCUCUUCACACCCAACAUCUUCCAUUGCUACAUGAGGCUGAUAUGCUAGUGCCUGUGUCAUGCAUGUAGACUCUAUGACCUGAUGUCUCGCCAGCCUCAUAUUGAAGUUGGAUCUGUUAUAAAAAAAAAAAACAAAUGUGAGCUACACACAGUCAACGUUAAUACAAGGGAUAAUUGUUUUAUUAGAUGAGUUGUUACACUGCAGUGUAAAUGUAUAAACAGUGGAAUUCAUUAAUAAAGUAUUGUUUUAGCCUUU